Magnolia sinica is the source of this 844-nucleotide messenger RNA. Its product is annotated as small ribosomal subunit protein eS12-like. The transcript is spliced from 5 exons. Gene Ontology annotation, molecular function: structural constituent of ribosome. The record is from RefSeq and is a predicted model, not a curated record. Gene Ontology annotation, cellular component: ribosome; cytosolic small ribosomal subunit. Lineage: Eukaryota; Viridiplantae; Streptophyta; Magnoliopsida; Magnoliales; Magnoliaceae. The coding region runs from base 156 to 584 and encodes 142 amino acids. Gene Ontology annotation, biological process: translation.
UCCCUCUCUCUCUCUCUCUACCAGAAAGCAACGCAGGUACUCUCUCUCGCUGUCUGCAAGAUCUAGGGCUCCAAAUCAGACAUUUCUCAUUUCUUAAAGCUUUCUAGAUUCAGAGUCAAAAGGCAAUUGUUGGAACAAUCUUCAACAGGAAAGAAAUGUCAGGCGGUGAAGAAGCUUCCAACAUUGUAGCUGAGACAUCUGCUCCAGCUCUAGGUGAGCCAAUGGACAUAAUGACAGCUUUGCAGCUGGUAUUGAAGAAAUCCUUGGCCCAUGAUGGGCUCGCUCGUGGGCUUCAUGAAGGUGCCAAGGUGAUCGAAAAGCAUGCUGGACAGCUAUGCGUUCUUGCUGAGGAUUGUAACCAGCCAGAUUAUGUCAAACUGGUUCGAGCCCUUUGUGCUGAUCAUAAUGUAAGCUUGAUAUCAGUGCCAAGCGCUAAAACUCUAGGCGAGUGGGCAGGGCUUUGCAAGAUUGACUCUGAGGGGAAGGCCCGGAAGGUGGUGGGUUGCUCCUGUGUUGUUGUCAAGGAUUAUGGUGAGGAAUCGGAGGGUCUUCAUAUUGUGCAGGAGUAUGUGAAGUCUCACUGAGUUGUAGUGAAAUUUUGAUUGAGGCUCUUUCCGGAUUUUGUAGACUCUCUUACCCCAAACCCACCCAAAUUAAAGAAUCUGAUGCUUAUGGGUUUUGGAAAAAAUCUUGCUACUUCAUAAUUCUAUUGCUUAGGAUAUAUGAAUGAGAUUUCCAUUUGCUCUUCCGAUGGAAGAAUUGUUUCUGGCCCUUGCUUUUAGACACAUUUUUCCAUGUUUUAGGCAUUUGCUCAUGUUAACGGGAAUCAAGAGUUUAUUUUUCU